ACGUCAUAAGGCGUUUGCACGAGACGUAUAAAAGUGCAUUUAAAACUCUCGUUCCAUUUAGCGCGCUCAUUUAGAGAGAGAAACGAGAAUCAUGAGCAAGCCAAAAGUUUUCGUCACAAGACCCGACGUCCCCAAAGAAGGGAUCGAUCUACUUAAAGCAAAAUAUGACGUAGAAAUCUACGAUCAACACGCACCCAUCACCCAUGAAGCCUUAUUGAAAGGAGUGAAAGGUGUAGAUGCCUUAUAUUGUCUUCUUACUGACAAGGUUGAUAAAGAAGUAAUUGAAACUGCCGGACCUCAGCUGAAGAUAAUUGCAACGAUGUCCGUGGGUUACGACCAUAUUGAUAUCCAAGAAUGUAAAAAUAGAAAUAUUCACGUUACCAACACUCCCGAUGUUUCUACCGACUCCGUAGCAGAAAUGACAGUUACACUUUUGUUGGCUUCUGGAAGAAGACUGAUGGAUGCCGCUUCUGCAAUCAAAAAGGGAGAAUGGAUUUAUGCUUGGAGUCCUGUUUGGUUGUGUGGACAAGGCUUGACUGAUUCAGUUGUAGGCAUUGUUGGAAUGGGAAGAAUAGGACAAGCUGUGAUGAAGAGGCUUUUGCCUUUUGGUGUUAAAAAGGUAUUAUACUACGACGUCUUUCAUCCAAUUAAACCAGCCGAGGAUAUGGGAGCGCAAUAUGUUACUGUAGAAGAAUUAUUGAAACAGUCCGAUUUCGUCGUUGCAAUGUGCAAUCUUUCCGAUGAAACAAAAGAGAUGUUCAAUGCCAAAGCCUUCGGUUUAAUGAAACCUACGGCAGUUUUCAUCAAUACUAGCAGGGGAGGUGUAGUACAUCAAGAUGAUUUAUACGAUGCAUUAAAGAACGGAAAAAUCAGAGCUGCCGGAAUCGAUGUAACUGUACCAGAACCUCUACCUUCGGAUCAUAAAUUAUUGACUCUACCGAACCUAAUUGUUACUCCACAUGUUGGAAGCGCAGAGAUGUCUGCUAGGAUUAAGAUGGCCACCAUGGCAGCUGAAAAUAUUAUUAACGUCAUAGAAGGAAAACCUCCUAACACUCCAAUUCGCAUGCCAUAAGAAAACUAUGCCUUAAUUUCUCGCUUUGAGAAUGCAUUUAUUGUUAAAACAUGUCAUCAGUUAAAUUGUUGAAAAAUCUACCCUAUCGUGUUAGUAAAUUUGAAUCAAAAGAAAAAUCUUUUUCUAUAAUUCGAUGUUCUGUCACAUAAUAAAAUUUACCUCAUAUAGAUUAUUUUCAAUGCUAUUGAUUCAGCAUUUUAAAAAAAUAUAUUUCAUGUAAUACAUCACGUAUCAAUUUAGAAACUUUUUUAUUUAGAUGCACGUAAAAUGCAUUAAACCUUUCACUUUAAAUUGCUAAGAAUGAGAUUAUAUUAGAACUUUGACCGUCCAUUUGUCCGUGUGUAUUAAUUUAAUAUCUAGAAAAUCAUUUCAGAUAAAAACGUUAAAGUUUAAAAUUAAUUUUAACCACAAAUAAUGUAAGAAUUUUCAUAUCUUUUGCUGAAAAAUUGAAAAUGUACAAAAUUAAUUAAAUAUUUUCUAUAAUAUAUUUAUUGGAUUUUAGGUAUGUUUUUAAAUUGUUUAAUAUUGAAAUUAUUUUAAAGAAAUUUGAAGCUCUGACUUGAUUACUACUUUUAUGAUUAAUGUUUAAAUCACCAACUUUUAGUGGUCACUAAACUGUUAUUUUAAAAAGCAAUUUUACUAGGACUAUUCUGCAAAGAUUGAACAAACAAAUUUUCAAAGUUAAAAAUUCUGAAUUUGUAGGUAAAAAGAAUUGUGAGAAGAAAAUACUUCAGGAAUCUUAAGUAAUUUAUAACUUUUUGUGCAAUAUAUUAUUGAAAUUUGAUAAUAUAUCCGUGAAGAGAGGUAUACUCUAUAUUCAUUCAAUGAGAAUUUUAGACGAGUAAAGGCCGUUUUUCAAAGAAAAAUUCAUUUUAUGCUUUUUUUCAAACACUAAAUAAUGCUAAAAUGUCUUUUCGAAAUUUUAAUUUUUUGUAAUAAUAAAUCAUUUCGUUCCAUUUGAUAAGUUUUAAACGUUUAUAUUCACCUUUCCUAUACAUAAUUUUUUUUAACAUUUUAAUAUACAAAAUAUCUAUGAAAUGUUUCUUAAAUAGAAAAUUCGGAUAGGUCCUAUCUGAAUUUCCAUAAUCAGAAAUUGAGUCUUCAAGGCUGAUGUAAGGUUAAACUUCUAUAUAAUAUCUGAGAAAUAUAGGAAAAUUUUAUAUAUAAUUUUUUUCUAAAAUAACAAUUGUCGGUGCAUAUGGAGAAUUAUUUUUCAUUUUUCUUCAAAAAAUAAACUUAGAAAAAUUUCGAAAAAACUCCAAUGAUGUAGUCUUUCAAAAGCAAACCUCAAAAAGUGUUUUCUCAAUUGGAAAAUCUUUUACAAUUUAAACAUUUGUAUGAAUAGAAAGAAAAUAUUUGACUUUAAAUUAUUAAAUUUUAUUGGUUUAUAACUGACAUUAUUAGAAAAACUACGUUUUUGUUAUUUUUUUAGAUAAAGUAGCUCAGAAAUAAUUUGCACCAGUGUGAUGAUGCAUUUUUUUUACAUUAUAAUUAUGAAAAAAUUGCUGAAAUUUUACUACAAAUCACAUAUUUUGUAAUGACAGGAUUAUUAAAAA
Messenger RNA from Centruroides sculpturatus (bark scorpion), 2628 nucleotides. Its product is annotated as glyoxylate reductase/hydroxypyruvate reductase-like. NCBI's taxonomy places the organism in Eukaryota, Metazoa, Arthropoda, Arachnida, Scorpiones, Buthidae. Gene Ontology annotation, molecular function: hydroxypyruvate reductase (NADH) activity; NAD binding; hydroxypyruvate reductase [NAD(P)H] activity. The record is from RefSeq and is a predicted model, not a curated record. Bases 92 to 1072 code for a protein of 326 amino acids. The transcript has 9 exons. Gene Ontology annotation, cellular component: cytosol.